GCAUUUAACGGUCUUCCACGAACAAUGACACUUAGGGUGUCUCAAAGCUGAACACCACAGAGGUUGUGGGACUGCUGUAGAUUACAGAAGAGACUGUUCAACACUGUUGAGGAAACCUCUUCAUAAAUGCACAGGGUAGGAAACUGCCUCACAAAAUGGACAGGUGACAACUACAAGCAACUGUUUUAGAAUCGCUGAAUCUGCAUUUUGUCAAAGAGUGAAAGGAUCUACCACCAAAAAACAGGAAAAUACAGCAGGAAGCGAGUUUCCAGGGAGCAGACCUGCACUUUUACUGAAACAAUCUGAGGAUUGAUUCACAAUGUAAUUCUACAAUCAACCCAGAGGACUGAGGAGAGACACCUAGCUACUACAAAUAUUCUGGAGAAAGUGAGACACACAGGCUGAGGUAAGGCUGGCAAGAGAAAAGAAAUGGAUGUGUUCGGUGGAGCACCCCGGUUCCUGGCCUAUCCACGUCCUGUGGUGGUGCAGAGUGGCACUGAUGCAGUCCUUAAAUGCCAGAUUAGUGGGGAUCCUAGACCAGCGGUCGUAUGGGAGAGAAACAAUGAGAAAAUUCAUCCAGGAGGCAAAUAUCGUUUGUUUGAGGAUGGCAAUGUUUACAAUCUCAUCAUUACAGUGGUGACAGCAGAAGACAGUGGUCAGUACAUAUGCAAAGCUAAAAACUCCAUAGGGGAGACGUACGCUGCAGCAACGUUGAAAGUAGAAGGCGAGGCUCAAGAGAUGGAGCUGAGAGAAGAGAACAAGCCCCGCUUUCUCAUCAAACCCCUGUCUACACGAGUAGGUCGAGGAGAAGAUGCAGUCUUCUCCUGUAAGCUGUGGGGAAAACCAAGGCCAGAGGUGGUAUGGGAGAAGGAUGGCAAGAAGCUAAAUGAGAUCUUCGAGAGUACACAUUUCAGUGUCGGAUACCAAGACGGAGGAUGGUUUCAGCUAAAGAUUUUCAAAACCAGGGCCCCUGAUGGUGGAGUGUACACAUGCAAAGCCAGAAAUGAGUUUGGUGAAAGUCUAGCUGGAGCUGUGCUAUUGGUGGAUGCUGGCCCUGGACAUGAAGAUGAAGGAAAUCGCAACGGUUACACUAAUGGCCACUGGAAGGCAAAUCAGGGAAAGCAGAGAAGCAGUAGACAUGUUGUAACAAGACUAAAAGAAGGCCCUCUUCCGACUUCAGCCAAAGUAAAAAUGUUUGCUGUGACAGAAGGAAAACAUGCAAAAUUCCGUUGCUAUGUGACAGGAAAACCCAAACCAGAAAUCAUAUGGAGAAAAGAUGGUAGAAUCAUUUUGUCUGGAAGGCGGUAUCUUCUAUAUGAAGACCGAGAGGGAUAUUUCACACUGAAAGUACUCUACUGCAAACAGCAGGAUAAUGGAGUAUAUGUUUGUGCUGCAUCCAACACUGCAGGACAAACCUUAAGCGCAGUGCAUCUUUUCGUUAAAGAACCACCUGUACGAUUCAAGCAACCGCUCAAUGACCUCGAAGUAUGGGAGCAGGACCUGGCCAUUCUUGAGUGUGAAGUACCAGAGGACUCUGUGCCAAUUACAUGGUAUUUAGAAGACAGAAGGUUACAGCCAGGAGCCAAAUAUGGGAUGGAAGAGUGGGGAACGAAGCGCCGACUCACAAUCCGUGACAUGGGGGUUGAUGAUGAUGGGAUCUACCUCUGUGAAAUGCCAGAUGGAGGAAGAAGCAUAGCUGAGGUAACUGUCAAAGGUACAAUCGUAAGAAAGCUGCCCAGAAAAGUAGAUGUUCUGGAAGGGGAAAAUGCUGCUUUCUGUGUGGAGGUAGAAGAAGAGGAAAUGGACAUUCACUGGUACAAAGAUGGGACAGAGCUGAGGGAGACACAUCAGACCAUCAUCAAAUCUUUUGGCAGAACUCACAUCUUGGUCUUCGUUAAUACUACACCUCAAGAUUCCGGACUGGUCAUUUUCUACGUUGGCCGAUCAAAGACAUCAUCUCAGCUAAGGGUGAAAGCGAUUAGGCAAUGUCCACCUAGCUGCCCUGUGGGGGUUCAGAUAAACACAGAGCGUGCUAAUGCAGCGCUCCUGUCCUGGGUUACAGCACAGGACUGUCGUAAGAAUCCACCCUCAGGUUAUAUCCUAGAGAGACAAGAAAUAGGUUCUCCAGAGUGGCUGCAGUGCCUAACCACGGACUCUGCAACCUCAGUGGAAAUUCUUGGCGACAGUGUUCCGUGUGAGGCUGACUACAGAUUUCGCAUUUGUAGCAUCAACAAGUACGGAAGAAGCGGAUAUGUGGAGUUCCCUCGAGCAGUUCAUUUGGUUCCAGUAGCAAAAAUACAAGCACCUUUACAAGAUGCACUGGUGCCUGAAGGCCAGGAUGCCUGUUUUUCCAUCGAAUUGUCUGCCUCAGUCAUAGGCACUUGGUUUUGGAAUGGCACCCAAAUCCAAGAUGAUGAACGUUUUCUUAUUAGAAGGUCUCGAACACACCAGUCACUUCGAAUUCGUGGGGUACGAGACACUGACAACGGAGCUGAAAUCACCUUCAUUGCCUAUGGAAUUCGUGAUUCAGCAGCGCUCUAUAUACAAGCUCCUCUGGUUAAAUUUACCCCACUAUCUGAGAUAGACCGAAAUAAGUUUGUGGAAGUAGGCAAUCCAAUAGUCCUCUACUGUGAGCUGUCAGACCCUGAAGCACAAGUUCGCUGGUAUAAGAAUGGAGCUGAACUUCACUCAGUUGAAGGUCUUCACAUCCAAUCAGAAGGAACAAUGAGAAGAAUUGUCAUCCAGUCAGCGGAGUUCUCCCAUUCAGGGGUUUAUAGCUGUGAUGCCAUUGAUGAUGUCAUCAGGUUUAAUGUGGAAGUUGAAGCCCCACCUGUGAGGUUCAUAGCACUUUCAGACAUGGACGCAAAUCAGUCCAUUGAAGCUGGAUGUCCGAUUCUUCUACAAUGUGAGCUCUCAGAGCCAAGUGCCCAGGUUUCUUGGUACAAAGAUGAAACAAAACUCCUUCCACAAAAUGGACUAGACUUCCUGUCUGAUGGAACCAAGAGGGCACUGGUUAUUGAAAAAGCUGAUUUUUGCCACUCUGGGGUAUACAGCUGCAAGACAAAAGGUGUUGCUGUCCAGUUCAAUGUGGAAAUCAAAGCUCCACCGGUGAGAUUAUCAGCUGGUCCGGAAACUGAGAGGAGAAAGUGCAUUGAAGCAGGGGGCACCAUUGUUCUGCAGUGCGAGAUAUCAGACUCUUCUGGGCAGGUCCGCUGGUUCAAGGAUGGGAAGCAAAUUUGUACACAAUCUGGUGUAGACUUCCAAUCGGAAGACUGCAUACGAAGAUUAAUUAUUGAAUCGGCAGCCCUGUCUCACUCUGGUGUGUACAGGUGCGCAACAAAAGAUGACAUUGUUGAGUUUCAAGUCGAGAUCAAAGCUGUGCCAGUGUGGUUCUCAACUGUUCCAGAAGUUGAGAAGAAUAAAUGUAUUGAAGCUGGCAGCUGUUUUGAACUUCGCUGUGAGGUAUCAGAUCCUACAGCAGUUGUUCACUGGUAUAAGGAUGAAACAGAGAUUCUGACAGACACUGGCUGGGACAUACAAGCAGAAGGCACACUGAGGAUGCUGGUAGUCCAGUCAGCAGAACCCAGCCACUCUGGACUGUACAGCUGCAAUAUGGUUGAUGACUCUGUACAGUUCACUGUGGAUAUCAAAGAUCCACCGGUGAAGUUUUCAGCAUUCCCAGGGGUUGUGAAGAACCAGUUUUUUGAAGCAGGCUACCCCACUGAGCUACACUGUGAGAUCUCAGACCCACCAGCCAAGGUGUGUUGGUACGAAGAUGGAGUAGCGCUCCUCUCAAAAAGUCAACCUCAUAUCAAAAUGGAAGAUACCAGGAGAAAGCUUGCUUUAAAAGCAGAACAGCCCUCUGAGUCUGGAUGGCACGACCCUCAGAGAAACUAUGAGGUCAUCCAAUAUUAUGUACAAGAUGAAGCUUCACCUUUGAAACUACUGGAUGUUCCUGAUGUUGAGAAGAGCGAAUGUAGUGUUGAAAGCAUCUCUACUGCACAACAUUGUAAAAUCCUGGAUUCCACUGAAUAUAAUUACCGACUAAAAGAUGAGGAAGAGAUAUUAUCACCAGAUGGAAUUGAACCUGAGCCUCAAAUUAAGUGGGAGGUGCCUAUAAAAACUUUAAACAUCAAAUCAUCUGAGACACCAGACAAUGGAAUAAACAGACCUAGGAUGCCAGAUGAUCACACCCAGUUUAUUGCAGACAAAGCCGAGCAGUCUCACUCUGAAGUGUACAAGGGUGAGACCUAUGAUGACACUGUCCAGUGCACUGUGGAUAUGAAAGCUGAAUCCUUCCCUGAAAUUGCAAAGACCAACAUCGUUAUGGAAAGCUUGGGUGUCACAGAGGGUUCUGAGGUUGCAAAGAUCAAGAUCAUUAAGGAAAGCCUGGGUUUCUCCCAGGAAGCAACAAUUCCAGUGCUGGCCAAGGUCAAUAUGGAAGGCUUGAGCUUUACAGACGUUCCUGAGCUCACAAAGAGCGAAAUCCUUGAAGAAAGCUUAAGCUUCACUGCAGUUCCUGAUUUAGCCAAGAAUGAGACCACUAAAGAAUCCUUAAGCUUCACAGAACUUCUUAAAUUAUCUAAGAACAAGAACCUUAAAGAAAGCUUGAGCUUCACAGCAGUUCCUGAUUUUACCAAGACCAAGAACACUAAAGAAAGCUUAAGCUUUACAGAUGGUUCUAAUGUCUCAAAAAGCAAGAGCCUUGAAGAAAGCUUGAGCUUCAUAGCAGAUCCUGACUCGGCCAAGACCGAGCAUAAUAAAGAAUGCUUAAGCUUCACAGAGGGUUCAAAUGUUUCAAAAAACAAGAGCCCAAAGGAAAGCUUGAGCUUCAUAGCAGACCCGGUUUUGGCCAAAACUGAGAACAUUCAAAAAAGCUUAAGCUUAACAGAUCGUUCUGAUUUUAAAUAUAGUGAGCUCAAUUUGGAGAGCUUGAGCUUAUCAACAGUUUCUAAGUUGGAAAAAAAUGAGAACAGUAAGGAAAGCUUAAGCUUCGCAAACUGUCCUGAGUUUAUCUUUCAGGAGAGCUUGAGCUUCACAGCUGUUCCUGAGUUGUUAAUGAAAGAGAACAUGAAGGAAACCAGUCUUAAACAAGUUCAGCAUACAAAAUCAGACUCUGACGCCUCAUUCUGCAGCUUCAAGGAUGAAGAACUACCCCAACCCCAAUGUGUUAAACAGGAAACAGCUCGCAGUUUUCAAGAAGACGACAGAAGUUACUUCAAAGUACAAGAAAUUUGCACGGAUGACGAUGUUUUAGCAUAUAAGGUGGAUCAUGAAGUUACAAAGACGAAUAUCUCAGCAGCUCAAGACAUGUCAGACGAGAAGGCCUUUGAAGCAGCCUGUUUUACAGACCUGGGAGAGGUCUAUGAAAAGAAGGCCCAAAUCUUUGGGCAUGGAGAUGUUUCAGUAGUACAGCAACAAGAUGGGAAAAACAUGACGUCUUAUAUGACCUCAAAGGAACAGUUUGCCCAGUUAUUAAAAACACCACACAAAGAGAUGCUGACAGCUGAGACAAAAAAUCAAUCUGUGAUGUAUCAAGACCAAGUAAAAGCACCUUCACCUAAACCAGUAAAAUUUGCACCCCUCCCUGAGACUGGCAGGACCAAGACCAUUGAACAUGGUAUGCCUCUUGUACUACAGUGUGAAAUAUCUGACCCGGAUGCACCAGUUUGUUGGUUCAAGGAUGGAAUACAACUCCAAAUGAAACAUGGAUUAGUGAUCCAGUCAGAGGACUGCAUACGGAGGCUGGUAGUUCCGACUACAGAGCUCGGUCACACAGGGGUGUACAACUGUGAGGCAAUAGAUGAUGUCAUAAAAUUUAAGGUGUAUGUCAAAGCUGCACGGCUGAACGAUUCAACGCUCACUGAGACUCAGAAGAAUGAAAUGACAUCCAAUGAAGCAGACCAUGAAAGUGUUGAACAAAAAGAAGCUAUAUAUACUACAGAUCAGGUCUGCUGGUACAGACAAGAGCAACAACAAAUUCAAGAUCGUCCCCAUGCAUCUCUCGCUGCAUCUCUAAUUCAAUCAAAAGAGAUCAGAUCAGAAGAAAUCAAAUCAGCUGACCUGUCUGACUCUGGAGAAUACAAUUACGAAACAAACGAUACCAACAUCCUGAGUACUGUGGAUCCACCAGUACCACCGGUGAUGUUUUCUACCGUCACUGAAGUUCAGAGGAACAUAUCUGCUGUAGUUGGAAAGCCUUUUAUAUUGGAAUGUGUGGUCUCAGAUGUCGAUGCACAUGUACGCUGGUACAAAGAUGGAAAUGAGCUGUCAUCUGAAGCUGGAGUUUUGGUUCAGUCUGAAGGUACAAUAAGAAAACUCUCUGUGCAGUCAGCUGAAUUAUCUCACAGUGGAACAUACGACUGCAAGACAGAUGCUGAUGCAGUCACAUUCACCGUGGAUAUUGAAGCUACAUCUACGAGCUUCAAGCCACUUUCAGAGAUGGAGAGGAACAGGUCCGGUGAAUUAGACUCACCAUCUAUUUCAGAACAUAAGAUUUCAGACUCUGAAAACCAGGUUUGCUGGUAUAAGGAUGGCACAGAACUCCAUAUAAACAGUGGAAUUAAUAUCCAAAGAGAUGAAAAUGUGAUGAAAUUACCCUUUCAAUCAACUGAGCUUUCUGACACCGGACAUUUCAUCUGUGGCAGUCCUGAUGAUGCUGUGCCAUUCAAGAUAGACAGUCAAGCUUCUCCUGUAAGGUUCUCAGCCCUUCCAGAGGUGGCAAGAAACAAGUUCAUUGAAGCAGGCUGCCCCAUUAUACUUCAGUGUGAAAUCUCUAAGUCAGCUACCCAAGUUUCCUGGCUCAAAGACGGAGUGCCUCUCCAUCAAGAGACUGGACUUGUCAUCAAAUCAGAGGGCACCAUGAGGGCACUGAUCAUCCAAUCAGCUGAGCUCAAACACUCGGGCAUGUAUAGCUGUGAAGCUGGCGAUGAUCACAUAGCAUUCAGGGUGGAUGUUGCAGCUUCACCAGUGACGUUCACACCUGUCCCUGAGACUGAGAAGACCAAGUCAUUUGAAGCAGGCUCACCUAUCAUUCUCCAGUGCGAGAUAUCUGAGCCCACUACCCUGGUCCAAUGGUACAAGGAUGGGACUCAGCUCUUUCCUCAAUCUGGAGUUUUCUUCCAAUCAGAGCACACCAUGAGGACAUUGGUUAUCCUGUCAGCCACGUUUUCCCACUCUGGUGUUUACAGUUGUAAUACAGCUGAUGAUAUCAGCGAGUUUUAUGUGGACAUUAAAGCACCCCCUGUGACAUUUGCCUACGUCCCAGAGGAAGAGCUCCACAAAAAUGUACUGGAACAAGACAACCUCGUCCUUUGUUGUGAGGUGUCAAGGUCUAACGCCGCUACACAAUGGUACAAAGAUGGAGUUGAGAUACAGACCAAUAACAAAGUCACAAUGGAGACAGACCACAACAAGCGAACACUGAUCAUCCAAUCUGUUCAGAAGUUGGAUGCUGGGACAUAUACAUGUCGUGCAGGAGGUAGUGCCUUAAUAUUCAAGGUUAACGUACGAGAGCCUCCCGUAAUGAUUAUCUACCCCAAGGAAGAUGUUCACCUUGAUCGACAUGUUCCUGAGGAAAUUGUCCUUAGCUGUGAACUUUCACGUCCAAAUGGAAAAGUGACUUGGCUCAAGGAUGGACAGAAACUUCAAGAAAGCGAAAAUAUGAAAUUCAAAACAGAAGGUCCAUACAGAAGACUGAAAAUUCUUCACAGCAAAGUUGAGGACUCAGGAGAGUAUGUCUGUGACACUGCUGAUGACUCAAAAUUCUUCUAUUUAAGCAUAAAAGAACCGCCAGUACGCAUAGUUUCCCCAAGCCAGUCCCAAAUGGAACUUUGCCAGCAAAUGUCAGAGAGGAUGGUGCUGAGCUGCGAAAUUUCAAGAGCCAAUGCUCCUGUGCGCUGGUAUCGAAAUGGGCUUGAGGUAGAAGAGAACAACAACCUAAUUCUUGAAGUUGAUGGUGUUUACAGAAGACUCAUUAUACCAGAGACAACCGUCAGUGAUUCUGCAGAAUAUGUGUGUGACACAGUUGAUGACUCAGUGACAUUCUUCGUAAACAUUGCAGAACCCCCAGUGCGAUUUAUUCGGCCAAGGAAGAUGGCCUACGAAGUUGAAAGAUUUGUUGGAGAAACCAUAGUGCUUGACUGUCAGGUGUCUAGAUCAAAUGCAGAAGUCAUCUGGAAAAAGAAUGGAGAAGAGAUUGAGGAAAGCAGUAACAUAACCAUUAUCGAGGAUGGCUGUACUCGGCAGUUAACAAUCCACUCAUCAAGGGUUGAAGACACAGGCCAAUACUUAUGUGAUGCCAAAGAUGAUGUCAUGGAUUUCAGUGUGAAAGUAAAUGAGACACCACUGAAAUUUCUGCACAAAAGUGAUAUAAUAACACACAGGCACUUUUCAGUGUCAGACGAUAUUGUGCUCAAGUGUGAACUUUCUAGAGCAAAUGGUGUAGUCUGCUGGUACAAGGACAAAAACAGAAUUGUGGCUAAUGAUCACUUCACAUUUGAAGAACAAGGGACAUUCAGAUCUCUGAUCAUAUUAAAUGCGGAGAUAGGUGAUACUGGUGAAUACAUGUGUGAUGCGAAGGAUGAUGAGAUUGUCUUUAAUGUUACCGUGCAAGAGGUACCAGUGUCUAUUCUAUUUACGGCUAGAACCCCAGAACACCGCUCACUUGUUGCUGGAAACGAGCUGAUACUUGAAUGUGAAGUGUCUCGAGAGAGUGCCUCGGUUCAGUGGCUCUGUAACGGGAGAGUACUGCAACCAGAUGCCCGAACCCGUAUCGAAAGAAGGGGCACAACGAGAAAACUAGUGCUCUCAAACCUUCAUGUGUCUGACUCAGGAGAAUACACGUGUGAUGCCAUUGAUGACAAAAUGAACACUAUGGUCACAGUUCAAGAGCCACCAUUCAAGUUCAUCAAAAAAGAAGAGAUAAACAUUGCUGCCUAUGAAGAAGAAAGCGUGACACUGUGUGCUCUGGUUAACAGAGAUAAUGGUUCUGUCCAAUGGAGUAAGGGAGGCGAAACACUCAGCGAUCAUCGUUUUUAUGCCACAAGUGAUGGACGUACUCAUUACCUCACUAUAAACAAUCUUAAAAAAUCAGAUGCUGGAGAAUAUGAGUGUGAUGUGGGCACAGACAAAGCUCAUUUCAGUGUUCAAGUCAAAGCUAUGAAGGUAAAAUUUUCCAAGCCACUGCAAAAUUUAGUAGGGCUCAAAGGUAGUGAUGCUGUUUUGAGAUGUGAACUCCACACAUCCAAAGGAGACGUCCAGUGGCUAAAGAACAACCAAGAAAUCACACCAAACCGACAUUGUACAAUACGGGCAGAUGGGCAAGAAAGAAGCCUGACAAUACACAACCUAACAGAUGAUGAUGCAGGAGAAUAUACAUGUGAAUCAAAGGAUGAGAGAACAUGUGCAACAGUAGUAGUUAAAACCCCUCGUGUUGUGGAGUUUAUUGCUGAGCUGAACAACAUAACCGUAAUGGAAGGAGAAGAUGCAACAUUUAAGUGUGUAGUGUCCCCAGAAGAUGCAAAGAUGGUCUGGUGUAUGAAUGGCUGGCCCAUUACAUCAAAUGAGAGGUUUAAAAUCUCAAGUAAUGGACUGUGCCACAUGCUGUGUAUCAAAAAUUGCCAGGUAUCGGACAGCUGCAAGAUGACAGCAGAAGCCGAGGGCAUGAUGUCCAAAGCAAUUCUACGGGUACAAGAGAAACAGGUGCUGUUCACAAAGAAAAUGGAAUCGGUGGUGGCAGAAGAAUUUGGGGAGGCAAUCCUCCAGGUGGAGCUGAGCCUGGAAUGUGGAGAAGUGCAGUGGAUGAGACAAGGUGUGGUCAUUCACCCGGGUCCGAAGUUCACCCUGAAGCAAAGUGGCCUAAAAUGUAUGCUCACAAUCCACAAUCUGGCCCUUUCCGAUCGUGGAACUUACAGCUGUGAAACUCUUCAUGACCGCACACAAGCCAGUCUCAGCGUGGAACCACGAAAGGUUAAAAUACGGAAAGGGCUGAGUGAGAUCCAAACCUUUGAACGUGAGACAGCAUCCUUUGAGGUGGAGCUGACGCACAGCAACGUGGAAGGCAUGUGGCUGAAGGACGGGAAUCGGCUCAAAAGCAACAACCACUGGCGCAUGACUACCAAUGGCCACGUGCACAGCCUGACCAUAGUCAACCUGUCACUGGAGGACACGGGGACGUAUACGUUCUCCACCGAAAAUGCAAGAUCAUCUGCUAGACUUACCAUUAAAGAAACACCAGUGACCAUUCUGAAAAAGCUGGAGGAUAAAACUUUCCCAGAGGGUACAGGAGCCACCCUGGAGUGUGAGGUGUCCAAAUACAAUGUCACUGUUAAGUGGACAAAGAAUGGAGAAGAACUUAAGUCGGGGAAGAAUCAUCGUAUGUACUCAAUGGGGAGGAAGUACUUCCUGCAGAUUGUGAGAUGUGAGCUCGGAGAUUCUGGAUUAUAUGUAUGCGAUGCCGGAGAUGCCACCACUUCCUGCUCUGUGGAAGUUUAUGAGAGAGAGCUGGAAGUGUUAAACGGUCUGGAAGAUCUGGACAUUCAAGAAGACCAGAAUGCUGUGUUUAUGUGUGAGGUGUCUCUGGAUGAUGUACCUGGAGAGUGGUUUAAGAAUGGAGAGAAAAUCAAACCUACAAGCACCAUCAAGAUCCGUCAGGAAGGAAACAAGCACUUUCUUCUUAUGUGCAAUGUUAAGGAAGAGGAUUCAGGAGAAAUCAAGUUUGUUGCCAAGAACGUUGAGUCUAAAGCUCACCUAGAGGUGGAGAAACUUCCUGUGAAUAUUGUAAAGCCACUACAAGACAAAACGGCUCAGGAAAACACUCGGGUCUUACUUGACUGCACCGUAUCCAACCCACGCUGCAGCAUUCGUUGGUAUCAAGGCCGCAACGUCAUCCUGCCCUCUGAGCGCUUUGAGAUCUGCAGUGAAGGUUGUUAUCGCAAACUUGUUAUACAGGAGGUCGCACUGGAGGAUGCAGGCAUGUACAGCGUCCAGGUUGGAGAAAACACUUCCUCAGCAAGACUCACUGUGGAAGCCCAGCCGAUCUUGAUAACGCAGGAGCUGCAGGAUGUGGAGGUGUCAGCUCCAGAGGAAGCGUGUUUCGUGUGUGAGGUCUCUGUGCCUUUACUGAAAACCCCCAUUUGGACUCUGAAUGGAGACGUGCUGAAACCUGGGCCCAAAGUCCUCCUGGAGAAAAUGGGGACGGUGCACAAGCUCACCCUGAAGCACACGUCAGAGGACAUAAAUGGUGUUGUGGUGUUUGAUUCAGGAAAGGCCAAAAGUACAGCAAAUCUGUAUGUCAAAAAAUAAGCCUUGCCUGAAUUGGACGAUUGCCACAAUCGUAAGCAGGGAGUUUUUAAUGGAUCUAUUAGAACUUUUAAUACUACUUUUCUUUUGUUGAAAAUUCAUCACUAAUUUACGAUCGAUUACUCGGACAUAAACAUCCACCAAUAUCAAUGUCAAGUUGUUGCACACAAGGAUGAAUGUAAAUGAACAUUAAACCAAAUCCUCAGUUGUUGGUCAGACUGUGAAUCUUUUUUUUUUUGUCUUUCAUUUCCAGACAGAACAUAAUCUAGGAUGAUGGCUGUAGCGUGCUUAGGGCCAAAUCUGUAGGAUUGUUUGACAAGCAUGAUGACACCGUAGGACACUUUUAUUAAGGUUAGGGGAAGUAUAAUCCAGUUGACACCCCAGAAGAUGCGUGUCAAAGUUUUGCUCUGCUUGGACAUGAUGCACAAAAGACGACAGACUUUGCCAACAACCGACCACCUGGUUUUAUGCUAAGGUUCAUUAGUCCUGGUGCACGCUGUAAUGAGAUAAUAAUGAACACUGCUAACCUUUUUGUCUUGGUAGCUAACAUUAAAAUAAUUUGAGAAAUAAUUGUUGAAUUAUUUUACAUUUAUGUACAUUGUCCUUUGUAUAGAUACCUUUUCUAAAUAAAUGUUAUGAAAUGAAAGUGACAUGGGGAGGUACACGUUUACACAGGUGUGGAAAUAAAAAACAGGGCCAAAAGGCUGAAUACUGAUUGCUAGUAUAUUCAUAGCAAGUCAGAACUACCUUCUAAAUCAAUAAUUUCCCCAGACAAGACAUAAAACCCAUGUCAUGUACCGAUGAAUAGAAAUGUUUUCUUGAAUAUUAUGACCUGUUGCAUCAUCCAUAUAAUUAAAAAAGUUUCAUGAAGUCAGUAAUGGCCUUGUUUCUUCGCUUUACAUAUAAAUAAAUAAUAAACUAAUCUUUACCA
Molecule: messenger RNA, 12232 nt
Organism: Tachysurus fulvidraco (yellow catfish)
Lineage: Eukaryota; Metazoa; Chordata; Actinopteri; Siluriformes; Bagridae
Gene: obsl1b
Product: obscurin like cytoskeletal adaptor 1b
Exons: 39
Coding region: 430-11304 (3624 amino acids)
Molecular function (GO): protein binding
Source: RefSeq, a predicted model, not a curated record